AUGGGAAACGAUGGAGGAUCCAUAAUUAAAGGCGUUAGAAUCAGAGUAGUCGAUGACGCCUCCAAAAAUGCGGCCAAAGCUAAGAAAUUAGAGUACUAUUGGAAUGACUUGUGGUCCAAUUGUCGUCUCUUGGGGACACCACUAAUGCCACCUUUGUUUAGUGACUGUAAGGGCAACCUUUUCAAUAAGGAGUCAAUAUUGGAAUGGCUCUUGGUGAAGCCCGAGUAUAAGUCUGAAGAAUACACCCAAGUGGUCAUAGAUGCCUUUUCACAUAUUAAGCUGCGAAAGGAUUUAGUGGAGUUAACGAAUUUGCAAGAACUUGGCAAUGGCACUCUUGGUGUCAGUUUAUCCGGUACUGGUACAACAACAACUGAUCUUGUAUUGGGGAACCGUAGGAAAUUUGGCUACAUUGAUACAUGCGGACAUGUGAACACCUUAAGCGCAUUAGAUAACGGAACCGGUUGUUAUGUUUGUGGUACCAGCUACACGCGAUUGAACAUUGUUGUAUUAAAUCCUACAGAACAAGAUGAUGUACAGAGGCUAGUGGAAAGACAAAGCUGGCUCCAAAAUCAGAACCUUUUACAUAGUAGAAAGCCAAGAAAACGUAAAUCAGACGGUAAACCCCUUCUUAGUUCUCGCAAGAAACAAAAACUGACAACCACGACGACAAAAGAUAUCAAAUGA
This is a messenger RNA of Kluyveromyces lactis, 684 nucleotides long. RefSeq lists its product as uncharacterized. The coding region runs from base 1 to 684 and encodes 227 amino acids. Gene Ontology annotation, biological process: mitotic DNA replication termination; site-specific DNA replication termination at RTS1 barrier. The transcript has 2 exons. Gene Ontology annotation, cellular component: nucleus. The record is from RefSeq and is a predicted model, not a curated record. NCBI's taxonomy places the organism in Eukaryota, Fungi, Ascomycota, Saccharomycetes, Saccharomycetales, Saccharomycetaceae.